This is a messenger RNA of Adineta steineri, 360 nucleotides long. Lineage: Eukaryota; Metazoa; Rotifera; Eurotatoria; Adinetida; Adinetidae. The record is from the annotation of a GenBank genome assembly.
AUGCGACGCUUCUAUGGUGAUACCGAUGAAUUGGCACAAAAUAAUCACAAUGUACGAGACUUCAAUAACGAACAAGAUAGUGAUGAGGAUGAUGACACUCUCAUCAAACGAUUGGAAUAUCUUCUAAAGAAAUCUUUGGACCUUAGUGUUGCAAAGAGAGCGACAGGCACGGUCAAAUGGUACAAUGACGAGAAAGGUUAUGGUUUUAUUGAACAAGAUGGCGGUGGUCCAGAUGUUUUUGUUCAUUUUACUGCAAUCAACAGCAGUGGAUUUAGAACCUUGGAAGAAAAUCAGCAGGUUACGUUCGACGUAACUCAGGGUCCGAAAGGUCCAGAAGCAGAAAAUGUUACACCAGCGUAG